AUUUUUAAAAUCACCCUCUGCCGGCUAAGGUGGAACGUUAAAGCGUUAAAAUUGUAUAAUCUGCGUGUGCAGGAACAAAUGCACAAGUGACCUACACUUUUCAUUCAAGCGGCCUCCAUGAACAACUUGAAUGAUCCCCCAAGAUGGAACAUCCAACCAGAUCCCAGAGGAAGGGGGGCGGGAGCAGGCGAUGGCAACCAGUGGAACUACGCCCUGCUGGUCCCCAUGCUGGGACUGGCUGCAUUUCGAUGGAUCUGGACCAGAGAAUCUCAGAGGGAGAUCCAGAAGGUGAAAGCUCAGUAUGACAGAGAUGUGUCUACAAUAAAAAGUGAUAUGGAGGCCCGUUACCGGGAGACUCUUACCGAGAGGCGCAGAGCAGCAGCUACGCUGGAGCUGGAGCUGGAGAAAGAGAGACAGCGGGUCAAAGGGUACAAGCAGGCCCUGGUCUCACAGAGCCAGCAGCUUAUGGAAGAAAGGAAGCAGUUACAGCAGGAGCGAGAGUCCUUAGAGGAAGAGAAGCAAAAGUUGGUGAAAUCAGGAGCUGCAGGUGCUCUGCUGCAUCAAGCUCUGGAAAAAGAGCAGAACUGGUACAACCGAGCCACAGCCACUCUGAAGGAGUUGGAGGGUUUACUUGUGGAGCGGCAGAACGCCUACUGCUCCCUCAUCCAGCCUCGAGAUCAGCGGCUGGAAAUGGAGAAGAACAUGCUGCUUAAGGUCGUUAAAGAUCCCAUUGGGCCAGACCUGGAUCUAGAGACUGACCUGAAGGAUAUUUUUAAGAGAGACAAGCAUUGUGCUGACCUGCUAAACAUGGACAGGAGGAAGAACGGAAGCCUCAUGUGGGUGUACCUCAAGUACUGGCAGCUGCAAAUCACCGUCCAGAAACACAAAAGAGCCGAGGAAGCCAUAUUAGGAGGAAAAAUCCACUCAGACACAAAGUGACAAAUAGGCAACAUUAAGCUGGUGUUUUGGUUUGACUUGAAGAAUGUGGCGAGGGUGUGGUUUAGAAAUGGAAAAUUCUUGUUUUUUUUAUCCCCUCUGUGUAAUAACCUUUACUUGUAGGGAUGUUAUGCAAACACACAGAAGGUCAGUGAGGUCUAACAAGCUGAAUAUCACCAUCUGAAAACUCCACCCUUGAUCACAUUUUGAUGAUGCACUAAUAUCGCUUAUAGCAGUUAACCUCAGCUGCUCAGAUAAGGAUUUAUUUCAUUUAACUGAAGAAAAACAGAAAUAUUAGUAGGAUUAAUCAGGUGAUAUCCAUAUUGGAUACAAAAAUGCAUGGUUUAUUAAAUAGAAGAUGAUAAAACUUUAUAAUUUAGCCCCUAUAAAAAUGUCGAUUUAACGUCCAUAUUUUUGAAUGCCAUGAAUUAUUGUCAGUUAAGAUUAUAUGUCGGAAGAACAAUUUUUUUAUUCCUUAGAUAGGAAUUCAGGGAUGCCAUAACACUCUAUCAAAUCUAUUAUUAUGUUUUUGUAGAUAAUUUAAGUCUGUUGUUGAAGGAGUGAUGUGGGAGAUAUUUAUAAAGACAACUCUGGGACUUUCUGUUUUCAACAACCUCUCUGUUCAUUGAGUUUCCUCCAUUUAAAACAAGCCUGAUCUCAUGAUCGAGCAGAACAGGGAGGAUGUUUCUUAUGACUGGUUUGUGGGUACCUCACUAAUGUCAGUGACGCCGGACUUAACCGACGGUGCAUGUAUGCAAAAUAGUGCUGAAUAAUAUAAUGUGUUGUAAAAAAAAAAAAAGUAAAAUCAAAAAAAGCACAUUUAAUUUGUUACUGUAACACACAUUCACACAUGCAAUGAAAGGAUUUACUGAAUCUGUAGCAUUUGUCUUUGGUUAUCAGGCCUUUCUGUGCUGCCAUGUUUUCAUUUUGACCUUGGUGAUUAAGUGCUGGAUGCUAAACUGACACUUACAACUCUGUGUGGUCAUUUAAAUACAUUUGUUUUUGUUUAGAA
This is a messenger RNA of Haplochromis burtoni (Burton's mouthbrooder), 1948 nucleotides long. RefSeq names its product coiled-coil domain containing 127a (gene ccdc127a). The transcript is spliced from 4 exons. NCBI's taxonomy places the organism in Eukaryota, Metazoa, Chordata, Actinopteri, Cichliformes, Cichlidae. The record is from RefSeq and is a predicted model, not a curated record. The coding region runs from base 118 to 939 and encodes 273 amino acids.